AUCUUAGUUGGUGUUGGAAUUGUCACACUGUUUUCGUUGCUGACUCGCGGAAUUCCGUGCGUGCGUGCUAAAGUGUCUGUACAUAUGUGCGUGCGCCUCUGGAUAGAAUUGGAUGUUGCCCAAUAAGUGCCGCUCCUCCGCCGCUGGUGCUGCUGCUGCCAAAUCUGUUUUUGUUGAUUGUUUGACGUUUCCGCUCAAGUCCAAAACGGGGAGCCACUCAAUACCGAAAAAAUCGCCGUAGCGAUCGCCAUGAAGAAGAACGCCGAUAAGGACGCGAUGAAGGAGGGCGCCGAAACUGACGCAGGAGGUUUGUCAGGAGCGGGGAUAUUACCGUUUAGACUGGGCUUGGCAGCUCAGUUUUUCAAUUUCGCCGCUUUCCAACCACCUCCUAUGACUGAAGCCACGUCGACCACAUCGUCCACCACGGUAGAUGAACUCAUGUCACCGUUGCCUUCGAGGACGACGCAGUCGAGUAACGGCAGAUCAUCGACCACCUCCCCCACGAACGGAGGAUCGGCGAGCGGUAACAACCGGGACAAGUUGUUUCAAUGUGGAGUGUGUAACCGGUCUUUCGGUUACAAACAUGUGUUACAGAACCACGAGCGAACCCAUACGGGUGAGAAGCCCUUCGAGUGCAAGGUGUGCGAGAAAAGGUUCACAAGGGACCACCAUCUCAAAACGCAUAUGAGGUUGCAUACGGGAGAGAAACCUUACCAUUGCUCGCACUGCGACCGGCAGUUUGUGCAAGUGGCCAACCUCAGACGACAUUUGCGAGUGCACACGGGAGAGAAACCAUUCGCAUGUGAGCUGUGUACGAUGCGGUUCAGCGAUUCGAACCAGCGCAAGGCCCACAUGCUCAUUCACAAAGGAGAAAAGCCGUUUACGUGUAAUCUAUGUAUGGGUAGAUUUCGUAGGCGACAUCAUCUUAUGCACCACAAAUGCCCCAAGGAUCCGAACGGCCAAAGAGUGGUGUCCAUCAACGACUUGGGCUCACCGCCAUCACCAGAUGACGGUUCGCCAGUCAUAUCCUCCAAAAGUCCUUCUCUUAGUUUUGAAGCGACCCCAACUCCUCUUCAAUUCUCCGAGCUGCUCCGGGGCACGGACAUUUCGGUCACGUCCGAGCUAUUUAGACAAUUCCAAUCCCCGAUACCCUUAUCCACGACACCAAGCUCUCCAACACUUCAACUGUUGCCCCACCCGGCGCAUCUGCAACUUUUACACGCGCAGGCAGCUCAGGCUCGGUCCCAGAAUCAAGCGUCGCAAGGUUUAGUGUCCAGCGGAGAAAAAGUUAGCCGAAGGAAACCCAAACACACGGUCAGAAUCCUGUCUGCCGAACAGCAACGAGAACUCUACCUCGCACCGGAGUCAGAGCAGACCGAACCUCUUGACAUGAGUGCAAAGAAAUCGUCGUAUCCUGGCAUCACAGACAUAAAGGAGGAGAAGAAGGAUAGCGACAAAUUGCCUUCCAGUACGGGAAUCGACGGCGUUCUCGAUCUCUCUAGCUCCAGGUCAUCCUCGUUGCGAAGCGACAGUGAAGUCGAUGCUGCGAGCAGUACCGCGGGCCCCUUCCCGGACGACGAUCAGGGUUCCAUCACGCCCGACGAAUACCACGUCGACCUUGACGACGAAGACGUCGAGCACAUGGAGUCGGAAGGUUCAGAAACGGAUCUUUCGCUACGGAAAACAUCGAUAUCUUCAAUCAGUCCGUUGACGAACGGUCGCAACAAGCUUGAAGUCAACUGA
This is a messenger RNA of Galendromus occidentalis (western predatory mite), 1743 nucleotides long. Its product is annotated as zinc finger and BTB domain-containing protein 24. The coding region runs from base 250 to 1743 and encodes 497 amino acids. The record is from RefSeq and is a predicted model, not a curated record. Gene Ontology annotation, biological process: regulation of gene expression. Lineage: Eukaryota; Metazoa; Arthropoda; Arachnida; Mesostigmata; Phytoseiidae. Gene Ontology annotation, cellular component: nucleus. The transcript has 7 exons.